AUGCCCGGCCUCAGUCUUGCUGACACAAUCAGCCAACUGAGCGUUGGCGACGAGUGGGGUCCCGAAACGACCGCAUCCACCACACUUGAUGGCGUUCCGUACGCACCAUUUUCCAAAGGCGACAAGUUGGGCCGCAUGGCCGACUGGACGCAGGAAGGCAAGGAGGGAAGAGAUCGGGGUGGCAGACAGUACGGCCGCAAUUUCAGAGAUCAACAAGUUUAUGGCGCAGGCACCUCGUCAAUCUUCGCUGUUCAAGUUGCCGAAGACGAAUCCUCGUUCUCCAUCGUCGACAACACCCGCACAUCCACCAAGACUCGCGCCUUCGGCCGAGGGGGUCCAUUGACUUUCCGCGGACGCGGCCAGCGAGGCGCUGCUCAACGUGGCGGGCCUCAGCGCGGUGGCUAUCAACGUGCAGGCCAGGGUGGACGUGGCGGUCAGCAGCAAAACCAAUACUACGACAACCGCGGUGGACGAGGCCGAGGCGGUCGACGUUUCGGCUGGCGUGACUAUGACAAGCCGCAGCGCAAUCGCGAUGCCUCUGUCAACAUUCGGCCGGACUGGACGAUGCGGGAGGAGAUUGAAUUCAGUCGUCUGAACAAACUCAACCUCGAGACAUCUGAUGGCGAUGACAUUGACAGCUACGGUUUCCUCUACUACUACGACCGCAGCUACGAUAAGCCGCCGGUGAAGAGCACGGAGCGCAAGCUGAACGAAUCCCUCGACGGCACCGCUUACAACGUCACCACCUCCUCCGACCCGGUGAUCCAAGACCUUGCCGAGAAGGACGAGGCCACCAUCUUCGCCACGGCCGACAUCCUCUCCAUGCUCAUGUGCGCCACGCGCAGCGUCUACAGCUGGGACAUUGUGAUCCUGAAGCAUGCGAACAAGAUCUUCCUCGACAAGCGCGUCAACUCGUCCAUCGACCUCGUGACGGUCAACGAGAACGCGGCCGACGCACCCCUCGAAGCCGACACCUCCAGCACACCGCAACAGAACCAGACGGGCGUCAAGGCCGACAGCAUCAACACACCCUUCAACCUCGCCCAAGAAGCCCAAGGCAUCAACCACUUCUUCCCCAUGCAAGUCGUGCGCUCCUCGGACCCGUCGCAGCGCCUCGAGCUCCCGCACGCCAACCCCUUCCACGAUCCUUCCUCGCAGCCGGACGAGCACCUGGCCUCCAAAGCCUACAAGUACCGGCGCUUCGACCUCUCGCUCGCCACCGACGCAGAGCCGCUGCACCUGGUGGUGCGCACGGAGCUGGACGCGGUGGUCAAGAACAACAUCAGCGGCGAAGACCAGUUCCUGACGAUCAAGGCGCUCAACGAGUUCGACCACAAGGCACAGGGCGCGGGCGGCGCGCUCGACUGGCGCUCCAAACUCAACUCGCAGCGCGGCGCCGUCGUCGCGACCGAGAUGAAGAACAACUCGUGCAAGCUCGCGCGCUGGACCACGCAGGCCAUCCUCGCCAAGGCCGACCAGAUGAAGCUCGGCUUCGUGUCGCGCGCCAACCCCAAGUCCGCGCAGAACCACGUCAUCCUGGGCGUCGUCGGCUACAAGCCGCGCGAGUUCGCGAGCCAGAUGAAUCUGGGCUUGAGCAAUGGCUGGGGCAUCGUGCGCACGAUCGUGGAUCUGGUCAUGAAGAUCAGCGAUGAUGGCACGGACGAAGGCCAGGAUCGCAAGUAUGUGCUGGUCAAGGACCCCAACAAGAGCGUCAUUAGGCUGUAUGAGGUGCCGCUCAACACGUUUGACGAGGAUGACGGCGAGGGCGCUAUGGCGGGCAUGGAGGCGGAUGACGAGUAG
This is a messenger RNA of Cyphellophora europaea CBS 101466, 1800 nucleotides long. RefSeq names its product eukaryotic translation initiation factor 3 subunit D. The record is from RefSeq and is a predicted model, not a curated record. Gene Ontology annotation, molecular function: translation initiation factor activity. The transcript has 2 exons. The coding region runs from base 1 to 1800 and encodes 599 amino acids. Lineage: Eukaryota; Fungi; Ascomycota; Eurotiomycetes; Chaetothyriales; Cyphellophoraceae. Gene Ontology annotation, cellular component: cytoplasm; eukaryotic translation initiation factor 3 complex. Gene Ontology annotation, biological process: translational initiation.